Myotis lucifugus (little brown bat) is the source of this 3817-nucleotide messenger RNA. It is a transcript of the gene USP25, whose product is annotated as ubiquitin specific peptidase 25. Gene Ontology annotation, molecular function: cysteine-type endopeptidase activity; cysteine-type deubiquitinase activity. The transcript is spliced from 26 exons. The coding region runs from base 615 to 3383 and encodes 922 amino acids. Gene Ontology annotation, cellular component: nucleus; cytosol. NCBI's taxonomy places the organism in Eukaryota, Metazoa, Chordata, Mammalia, Chiroptera, Vespertilionidae. The record is from RefSeq and is a predicted model, not a curated record. Gene Ontology annotation, biological process: regulation of protein stability; protein deubiquitination.
AGCAGACGUUUUUGAAUCAGCUGAGAGAAAUCACUGGGAUUAAUGACACCCAGAUACUACAGCAAGCCUUGAAGGACAGUAAUGGAAACUUGGAAUUAGCAGUGGCUUUCCUGACUGCAAAGAAUGCCAAGCCCCCUCAGCAGGAAGAGACAGCUUACUACCAAACCGCGCUUCCCAGCAACGACCGGUACAUCAGUGUGGGGAGCCAGGCAGAUGCAAAUGUGAUUGAUCUCACUGGAGAUGAUAAAGAUGAUCUUCAGAGAGCAAUUGCCUUGAGUUUGGCGGAAUCAAACAGGGCAUUCAGGGAGACUGGAAUAACUGAUGAGGAGCAAGCCAUUAGCAGAGUUCUUGAAGCCAGCAUAGCAGAAAACAAAGCAUGUUUAAAGAGGACACCUACAGAAGUGUGGAGGGAUUCUCGAAACCCUUAUGAUAGAAAAAGGCAGGACAGAGCUCCUGUUGGACUAAAGAAUGUUGGCAACACUUGCUGGUUUAGUGCUGUUAUUCAGUCAUUAUUUAAUCUUUUGGAAUUUAGAAGAUUAGUUCUGAAUUACAAGCCUCCGUCAAAUGCUCAAGAUUUACCUCGAAAUCAAAAGGAGCAUCGGAAUUUGCCUUUUAUGUGUGAACUGAGAUAUCUAUUUGCACUUCUUGUUGGUACUAAAAGGAAAUAUGUUGAUCCCUCAAGAGCAGUUGAAAUUCUUAAGGAUGCUUUCAAAUCAAGUGACUCCCAGCAGCAAGAUGUGAGUGAGUUUACACACAAAUUACUAGAUUGGUUAGAAGAUGCCUUCCAAAUGAAAGCUGAAGAGGAGACGGAUGAAGAGAAGCCAAAGAACCCCAUGGUAGAGUUGUUCUAUGGAAGAUUCUUAGCUGUGGGAGUACUUGAAGGUAAAAAAUUUGAAAAUACUGAAAUGUUUGGUCAGUACCCACUUCAGGUCAAUGGAUUCAAAGAUCUACAUGAGUGCCUAGAAGCUGCUAUGAUUGAAGGAGAAAUUGAAUCUUUACAUUCAGAGAAUUCAGGAAAAUCAGGCCAAGAGCAUUGGUUUACCGAACUACCACCUGUGUUAACAUUUGAAUUGUCAAGAUUUGAAUUUAAUCAGGCAUUGGGAAGACCAGAAAAAAUUCACAACAAAUUAGAAUUUCCUCAAGUUUUAUAUCUGGACAGAUACAUGCACAGAAAUAGAGAAAUAACAAGAAUUAAGAGGGAAGAGAUCAAGAGACUGAAGGAUUACCUUACAGUAUUACAACAAAGACUAGAAAGAUAUUUAAGCUAUGGUUCGGGUCCCAAGCGCUUUCCGUUGGUAGAUGUUCUACAGUAUGCAUUGGAAUUUGCCUCAAGUAAACCUGUUUGCACUUCUCCUGUUGAUGAUAUUGAUGCUAGUUCCCCACCUAGUGGUUCCGUACCAUCACAGGCAUUACCAAGCACAAUGGAACAACAGGGAGCUGCCUCUUCGGAAUUGCCAAGCACAUCACCUACAUCAAUAGCUGCCAUAUCAUCAAGAUCGAUGAUUCACAAACCAUUCACUCAGUCUCGAAUACCUCCAGACUUGCCCAUGCAUCCAGCACCAAGGCACAUAACAGAAGAAGAACUUUCUGUGCUGGAAAGCUGUUUACAUCGCUGGAGGACAGAAAUAGAAAAUGACACCAGAGAUUUGCAGGAAAGCAUAUCCAGAAUCCAUCGAACUAUUGAACUAAUGUACUCGGACAAAUCUAUGAUCCAAGUUCCUUAUCGCUUACAUGCUGUUUUAGUUCAUGAAGGCCAAGCUAAUGCCGGGCACUACUGGGCAUACAUUUUUGAUCAUCAUGAAAACAGAUGGAUGAAAUACAAUGAUAUUGCUGUGACAAGAUCAUCAUGGGAAGAGCUAGUGAGGGACUCUUUUGGUGGUUAUAGAAAUGCCAGUGCAUACUGUUUAAUGUACAUAAAUGAUAAGGCACAAUGCUUAAUACAAGAGGAGUUUAAUAAAGAAACUGGGCAGGCCCUUGUUGGAAUAGAAACAUUACCACCGGAUUUGAGAGAUUUUGUUGAGGAAGAUAACCAGCGAUUUGAAAAAGAACUAGAAGAAUGGGAUGCACAACUUGCCCAGAAAGCUCUGCAGGAAAAACUUGUAGCAUCUCAGAAAUUAAGGGAGUCAGAGUCUUCUGGAACAACAGCACAAGCAGGAGAACCAGAAUAUCUAGAGCAGCCAUCAAGAAGUGAUUUCUCAAAGCACUUGAAAGAAGAAACUAUUCGAACAAUUACCAAGGCAUCAAGCGAUCACGAAGAUAAAAGUCCUGAAACAGUUUUGCAGACGAAACCUGAAAGUACUACAAGCCAACCACCUUGUAACCAGCAAGUUGUAGAGGUGGCGAUUCCUCACGUAGGGAAAUUUGUGAUUGAGUCAAAGGAGGGGGGUUAUGAUGACGAGAUCAUGAUGACACCGAACAUGCAAGGUAUUAUCAUGGCGAUAGGUAAAUCCAGGAGUAUAUAUGACAGGUGUGGCCCUGAAGCAGGGUUCUUUAAGGCAAUUAAGUUGGAAUAUUCAAGGUUGGUUAGAUUGGCCCAAGAAGAUACCCCACCAGAAACAGAUUAUCGUCUACAUCACAUAGUGGUCUACUUUAUCCAGAACCAGGCGCCCAGGAAAAUCAUUGAGAAAACAUUGCUGGAACAAUUUGGAGAUAGAAACCUGAGUUUUGAUGAAAGGUGUCACAACAUAAUGAAAGUGGCCCAAGCCAAACUUGAAAUGAUAAGACCUGAAGAAGUAAACUUGGAGGAAUAUGAGGAAUGGCAUCAGGAUUAUAGAAAAUUCAGGGAAACAACCAUGUAUCUCAUAAUUGGACUAGAAAAUUUUCAAAGAGAAAGUUAUAUAGAUUCCUUGCUGUUCCUUAUCUGUGCCUAUCAGAAUAACAAAGAACUCUUGUCCAAAGGCCCAUACAGAGGACAUGAUGAAGAGUUGAUAUCACAUUAUAGAAGAGAAUGUUUACUUAUUUCUUCAUCACUCUGCCACUCCCUUCUUGGUGGGAAAGGAGAGGCUGCAUGGAAUAAAUUAAAUGAGCAAGCUGCAGAACUGUUUGAAUCUGGAGAGGAUCGAGAAGUAAACAAUGGUCUGAUUAUUAUGAAUGAGUUUAUUGUCCCAUUUUUGCCCUUAUUAUUGGUGGAUGAAAUGGAAGAGAAAGAUAUACUUGCUGUGGAAGAUAUGAGAAAUCGAUGGUGCUCUUAUCUUGGACAAGAAAUGGAAUCAAACCUCCAAGAGAAGCUGACAGAUUUUCUGCCAAAACUUCUCGAUUGUUCUACGGAGAUUAAAGGUUUCCAGGAGCCACCGAAGUUACCUUCAUAUUCCACACUUGAACUGUGCGAGAGAUUUGCCCGAAUCAUGUUGUCCCUCAGUCGAACUCCUGCUGAUGGAAGAUAAACAGCGCACACUUUCCCUAAACACACUGUGUAAACUUUUUUUUCAGUUCUUAACCCUUGCCUUCUUGUCACAAGGUUUGCUUGUUGCUGCUAUAGUUUUUAACAUUUUUUUUAUUUUAAUGACUUCAAAAUACAAAAUGACUAUACAGACUUUAGCUGGACUGCAAACAAUAAAGCUGGGAAUCGCAUGGCUCUCAGACUUUGUCUUAGCCAGAUCUCAUGUAUAAUUACAAAUCUGAUUGAUCGUAUCAUUGAAAAACCAUGUUUUUGCCACCUUUCUCUUACAGUAUUACUGCUUUUAUCUUUACCUACAUUGUUCCAUUGAGUCUGGAUCCUUCCAUGGCUACAGCCGUUUAAGUGUUCAGCACUGUGUACGAUACAUAACAUUUGGUAGCUUGUAAAUGGAAUUAAAGAAUAAAGUUUUAUUUAUGGCUA